AUGUCGACAACAGUCCCCUUUAUCAACAACCUCUCUUCUACUUCUCCUACGCCUCCCCAUGCACACUCGCAUGAUGGAGGAGUACCUCAUAUCCAUGAUCACGAUCAUGGCCUAGCAGAGCAUGGUCAUACACACGAACAUUUGGAUAAUCCUGGAAAGUACGCUGAGCGCGACAUGCCGGAAUAUUCAAACCGGAAUUUCGAAGAGAGAGGGUUCACUAUCGGAAUCGGAGGGCCUGUAGGUUCAGGUAAAACGGCUUUGACGCUCGCGUUAUGCCAGAGGUUGCGGAACGAAUAUAACAUUGGUAAUGACAACACAAUCCCACUUGCACGACGCCACGCAGCCACCGUGACCAACGAUAUCUUCACGCGCGAGGACCAAGAAUUCCUCAUCAAAAACCGUGCCCUGCCCUCCUCGCGCAUCCUCGCCAUCGAAACUGGUGGAUGUCCUCAUGCCGCCAUCAGAGAAGACAUCUCCGCCAAUAUGGGUGCGCUCGAGCAGCUUCAAGCAAAGUUUGGCUGUCAGAUGCUGUUCGUGGAGAGCGGUGGAGAUAACCUGGCCGCGAAUUACUCGCGGGAGUUGGCUGAUUACAUUAUCUACGUUAUUGAUGUCGCGGGUGGUGACAAGAUUCCUCGUAAAGGUGGACCCGGCAUUUCUCAGUCUGACCUCCUGGUCAUCAAUAAGAUCGAUAUUGCCACCUACGUUGGCGCCUCGCUCGAAGUCAUGGCCCGGGAUUCGAACCUCAUGCGCGGUGACGGGCCUACAAUAUUCACGAGCAUCAAGCACGGGACGGGCGUCGAUGAUGUGGUCGAGCUCAUCCUGGCGGCGUGGAGGACGGCUGGGUCGCCCGGAACGGUGGGCGCGGUGGGCGAUGCCGCAUAG
Molecule: messenger RNA, 882 nt
Organism: Stereum hirsutum FP-91666 SS1
Lineage: Eukaryota; Fungi; Basidiomycota; Agaricomycetes; Russulales; Stereaceae
Product: urease accessory protein UreG
Exons: 6
Coding region: 1-882 (293 amino acids)
Molecular function (GO): GTPase activity; nickel cation binding
Source: RefSeq, a predicted model, not a curated record